Hemibagrus wyckioides is the source of this 1320-nucleotide messenger RNA. RefSeq names its product phospholipase A2 inhibitor gamma subunit B-like. The coding region runs from base 99 to 734 and encodes 211 amino acids. The record is from RefSeq and is a predicted model, not a curated record. The transcript is spliced from 5 exons. NCBI's taxonomy places the organism in Eukaryota, Metazoa, Chordata, Actinopteri, Siluriformes, Bagridae.
ACGAUUAUAAAACUGCACAUUCUUACGUAUCAUAUUUAGAACAAAUCUCGCCUGCUUCAUUUUCUCAACAUCUUCUCAAAAUCAUCUUCUUAACCAAGAUGAGGACGCAGGUUACGCUGCUGCUUGUCUGCAUGAUCUCCUCAGGAGCAUGUUCACUGAAAUGUUAUCCAAUUGUCGAUUAUGAUUACAACACUGGUAAAUACAUAUAUGCAAACUGCACUGAUAAAUGUGCCAGAACAACCACUUCUGUAGACAUCAAUCUUGUGAGUGGUGUAUCUGGUCUAACGCUCAUGACAGUGGAUGAUAUUACGUCUUGUGGAGCACCAGAUGUAUGUGCAAACAGCAGUAUGAAUAUCGGCGUGGUAAAAAUCGCCAACAAUACCCACUGCUGCAAUACUAAUCUCUGCAACAACAAAACUCUGCCAGUAAUGCCACAGCAGUCCAUCAACGGGAGAAAGUGUUACACCUGCAAUGAUAUUGACUGCUCUCAAAAACUGUAUUGUGAGGGAGAAGAAGAUCGCUGCAUCACUGCAAUAGUUGCUCAAGGAACCAAGACAAUGACAAUGAAAGGAUGCACAACCAGGAACAUCUGCAACACAACUUUCUUCAGAGCACAUGGGCUCAUCAUAACAGAUGUGGAGUGUUGUGAGGGGAACUUCUGUAAUGGUGCUGAGAUCUUCACACUAAGUUUCCUCCUCAUCUUCAUCGCUCUGCUCUCCUCCAUCAUCUUCUAACUGAAAAUCCAUUCAUGUGCCUAUAUUAUGAUAUUUUCUAAUAGAUGGAUAGAUGUACAGACAGGUCUGUGAACUACAGACAUUCUUUUCUCUUUUGCAUGUUUUUUUCAUCAACCAGAUGUAAGAAUAAAUAGCAUUUCAACAUUUAACUGCAUCUCCACAGUAAGAGUAAUAGCUAUUAUUAGCAAAAUCUAAAGAAUAAUAUGUUCAAAGCAGGAAACUAAUUCUCACUUUGACUAUCAGAAUCAUUCACAUCUGUUUCCCCGCCUGAGGUAAAGUUCUCUCAAGAAUCAUCAUCGUCAUCAUCAUCAUCAUUGUCUGUACACUACAUUGAUCUCUGUUCAUGCUGUUCAGCCUCGAUAUGAAAAUCAAUUUCCUGUACUUUACUUUACUAUUAGCUUAUUUAAGCACUUUAAUUCACUAGCUAUCCAUAGCUAAUAAUCAAGAACCGAGAAAAUCACACUUAGCAAGGUAAUGGCAUUUUCAGACAUCUUUAAUGACAUUUUUUUAUUUCUCCACUUGUUUGCAUAAGAAAAUAGAAAGUAGCAUAAAUAAAAACAUCGAUGAAAUCUGUUUUCUUAAACCA